Molecule: messenger RNA, 3075 nt
Organism: Zygosaccharomyces rouxii
Lineage: Eukaryota; Fungi; Ascomycota; Saccharomycetes; Saccharomycetales; Saccharomycetaceae
Gene: VSB1
Product: Vsb1p
Exons: 1
Coding region: 1-3075 (1024 amino acids)
Cellular component (GO): membrane
Source: RefSeq, a predicted model, not a curated record
AUGAGUAACGGUGUAGAUCGUCCUUCGAGAAAUAGACAAUCCAUAUCAGGAGCCAUCUCAGUGUCUCUGGGACUGAAUAGACAGGUUCAUCGCAAUAGCGAUGGUGAAUUUACCAAUUAUAAUAACACUAACAAUAAUGGAGGAAGAAUUAAUCAGAAUGAUUCAUCUUCCAUAGAAAUAGUAUCACCACCUUUUUACAAUUCAAAUAACUAUGCAGGCCGUUCAUAUCUAGGUGGUGGAUUUUUAUCAGCUUCCCCAAAGAUGAAUCUGCAACAACGAAAUGAUGAUUCCUCAGUAUUACCAAUUGAUCGAAGUAGAAGUAAAUCCAUUCAUGGUUCUCAAAUAAUUCACAGACAGACGGCAGAACUUUCGAACAAUUUUAGUGAUGACACAACUGGUAUGGAAGAAGUACGAAAUCGUUAUGAUGCUAUGGAGGAUGAAAAUUCAUCGUUACACCAUUAUAUGACGCAUCAAGAUUAUCAAACAUUACCUGGGGGCACAGAUGAAGAUUGGACGAAUAAUAAUAAUAGCCAAACUGCGAGAGCUAGCGGCAGUAGCAUCGUCCAAUUUGGUCAAGAUGUAUUACAUUAUUUCCCUUCAGCAGUGUUAGGUCUCCUUCUAAACAUUUUGGAUGGAUUAUCAUAUGGUAUGAUUAUUUUCCCUAUUACUGAACCUAUAUUCUCUCAUUUGGGAUCAACCGGGUUAUCGAUGUUUUACAUUUCCACCAUAAUAUCACAAUGUCUUUACUCAGGUGGUCUUUCCAGUUUUACGUCAGGUAUUGGUAGUGAAAUGAUUGAAGUUACACCUUUUUUCCAUACAAUGGCAUUUGCCAUUAGAGAUGCUAUUCCAGGUCAAGACGAUGAUAUUAUUACAACCACCAUAUUUUGUUAUGCAAUCAGUUCUGUGGUCACAGGUAUUACAUUUUAUUUAUUGGGUAAAUUAAGAUUAGGCAAAAUCGUUGGAUUUUUUCCUAGACACAUUUUAAUUGGUUGCAUUGGUGGUGUUGGAUAUUUCCUCUUAAUAACUGGAUUGGGUGUUACUACUAGACUCGCCAAGAUUGAGUAUACCUGGGAAUUUUUAAAGAAACUGUUCUUAGAUACAGAUAUUUUAUGGAAAUGGCUUUUACCUGUUGUGCUAACGAUCUUACUUGUGAAUACUCAGAAAUGUUUUCAAAACUCCUUGGUUUUACCUUCUUUCUACAUCGUUACUUUGAUUUUAUUCCAUUUUGUCGUAGCAAUUGUACCCAGUAUCUCAUUGGACCAAUUGAGAGAUUUAGGGUGGAUUUUUCCAGCAGCUACUUCGAAGGACAGAUGGUUUGAUCACUACAAAUUAUUUGAUUGGCAUAAAGUACAUUGGAAUUUGGUUCUGGCCCAGAUUCCUACAAUGUUAGCAUUGACUUUCUUCGGUAUUUUGCAUGUCCCCAUCAACGUUCCAGCACUGGCCAUUUCUUUACAUAUGGAUAAAUUCGAUGUCGACAAAGAAUUAAUUGCCCAUGGUUAUUCCAAUUUUAUCAGUGGUAUGGUAGGAUCGAUUCAAAACUAUUUGGUUUAUACAAAUAGUGUUCUUUUCAUUCGUGCUGGUGCUGAUUCUCCAUUCGCUGGUUAUAUGCUGGCCAUUUUGACUUUUGCAGUUAUGGUCAUUGGUCCUGUUAUUGUUUCAUUUAUACCAAUCUGUAUCGUUGGUUCUUUGAUCUUUUUACUCGGUUACGAACUAUUGGUGGAAGCAUUAUUGGACACUAGGGGAAAAGUAACCAAUUUCGAAUACAUUACCAUCGUGAUCAUUGUGCUCACAAUGGGAAUUUACGAUUUUGUUCUCGGUGUUAUUGUAGGAAUUUUAAUUGCCUGCUUUUCAUUUCUGGUGGAUAGUACUAAAUUACAAACUAUUAACGGUGAAUUCGAUGGUAAAGUGGCAAGGAGUACUGUUAAUCGUGAUUACGUGCAAAGCAAUUUCUUAAACGGAGUUGGUGAACAAAUCUAUGUGUUAAAAUUACAAAACGUUCUUUUCUUUGGUACUAUCAUAUCUAUUGAAGAAAAAAUUGAUAAGUUAUUAGAAAUCACUGAUUCCAAAAGUUCCAGUAAGCGUAGAAUCAAAUAUUUGAUUCUUGACUUCAAAAACAUUAACGCCGACAAUAUCGAUUAUUCUGCAGCCGAAGGUUUCAAUAGGAUUAAAAGAUUUACACAGACCAAAAGAAUCAAACUAAUCAUUUCAUCCAUUAAGGAAAGAGAUCACAUCUACAAUGUUUUCAGCAAUGUGGGCCUAUUAGACGAUGUGGAAUUGUUCAAUGAUUUAAACGGUGCCUUAGAAUGGUGUGAAAACGAAUUUUUAGGUGAGUAUAAGAAGCUACGUGAUAGAGCAAGAGAAAAGAUGCAGCAUAGUUAUAACGUUACCUCUGCUAUUGAAGCCGCUGCUGCUAAAAAAGUACCAACAGAUAAUAAUCAAAUAUCCAAGAAGAAUUUAUCAUUGCUUAACUUUAGAAACCUAUCGUCAUUACCGAUGAAUACUCCACGUAACCAUCAAAUGCUUUCAGUGGCUCAAAACAUGUUCAAUGACGAAGAAGAUGUUGAUGCCUUGGAAGAUGAGAGCUGCAAUGACGGCCAACAACCAGUUUUACCUCUGCUAUUAUUUGCCCUAAAAUCCUAUAGAAAGAACAUUACUUCCACUGACCCUCAUUUGAGGGAAAGGGAGACCCAAUUAUGGAGUCAAUUGGUACCUUAUUUCGUGAAAAGGAGAUUAACCACGCAAUCCAUUCUUCUACAUAACCAAGAUUUUUUCUUUGUCGUAGAAUCUGGAUUACUGAAAAUUGCACUCGAUUUACCUCAAGGUGUAGUUUAUGAAACCAUGUCUAACAGAACUUGUUGCGGCAAUAUCGUUGGUUCUGAUUACAAGUCCUCCGAAGAACAUAAAGUUACUAUUGUAACAGAGACUGACACCUGUUUAUGGCUGAUAGACGUUGAUGGGUUACAAAAGCUUAGAGCAGAGAAUUUACAACUGUACACUGAGCUGGUAUUACUGUGUCUACUAAUCAAGAGCAGAAGAUUCGAACAGCUUCUAGGUUACACUUUGGUAAGCGCUUAA